UGGUCAUAUGACUCCUGUCUGAGAACGAAGCUUCGCCCUGUUCUGCAGAGAACACUCCAGUUUAACCUCUUGCAGCUAACAACAGCGCGAGACCACCCUUUAUUGCCCGCGCGCCGCCUUGUGCCCUCUUAUUACAGCAGCUUGUGUAGCGCCCAAGCAGAAGCAUCGGAGUAUGGCUAUAAGAACAGCGACCUGCGGGAUGGGGAUUCGGGGAGUGGCGCUGCUUGUGUUUCUCGGCAUUUUACAGGAAAUUUCCUCUCUCAGAUUUGAAGUGAAAGAUAGUACAAACAGCACUUGCAUAUUGGCUGAUCUCUCAGUUAAUUUCUCUGUAGGAUACACUUCACUUGGAAAACAGGUACAAGUCCAAUUCAAUCUGCCAGAAACUGCUACUCUUAACCCCUUGAGCACCUGUGGUAAAGAAAAUACUACCACUCCACUUCUAGGCAUUCUUUUUGGAGCCAAUCACUCUCUAAACAUACUUUUUGCAAGAAAUGCAUCACGCUAUGAAGUUAGUGAACUGAUCUUUGUUUAUAAUUUGUCAGACGCAACAAUCUUCAAAAAUGCAACUGAAAAUGGGACAAAAGAAGUGUCUACAAAGAAUACUGGCAUUGGUGCUUCUGAUAACACUGCAUACAAGUGCUUAAAUACUCACAGCCUCUCAAUGGGGAAUGUCACAGUGUCUUUUCAUGAUGUGAAAUUGGAGGCAUAUUUAAAGCAAAAUAAUUAUAGUCAAAAUGUAACCCUAUGCAGCGAAGAUGUUUCACCAACAGCCUCACCAACAGCCACCCCAGUAACACCAACAAGUACCCCUGUAACUCCUUCACCUCCCGCAGUGGGCAACUACACUGUUAAUGGAACAUCUGGAUAUUGUUUACUGGCAAAUAUGGGCUUGCAGCUAAACAUUAGCUAUGUGAAAAAAGAUGGCAAGGAAGGACUAUACGUUUUUAAUAUAGAUCCAAAGAAUGUGACCGUUCAUGGAGGCUGCACAAACACUUCAGCAAACUUAUCCCUCUCAUCUGAUAGUGUGUACAUAUUGUUCAGUUUUGCUAAGAAUGCCAGCACCAACAAAUCCUACCUCCAAAAUGUAGAAAUGAACACAACCAUGCCACUUGACUCAAAAGAUCCUGUGUUUAAAGCAGACAACAACACUCUAAUGUACCUGCAGACUACAUCCCACAAAUCGUACAGAUGUAAAAGUAUGCAGACUCUUCUGAUUACAAGCAACUUUUCCAUUAAUACUAACAAUCUUCAAGUCCAGGCAUUUGAUAUUGAUGAGAACAAAUUUGGGUCUGCUGUGGAAUGUGUGAAUGAUGAUAACGGAAUGCUGGUGCCCAUUGUAGUUGGAGCUGCUCUGGCUGGACUUGUUCUAAUCGUACUCAUUGCUUAUCUCAUUGGAAGAAAGAGAAGCCAUGCUGGAUAUCAAACAAUAUAAAUAACCUAACAUUAAAAACAAACAAAAAAUACCACUAGCACUCAAGAGAAAAUUGUGGAGUAAAUUAUAUUUUGAAUAGGAAGUUCAUUAGCAGAAUAUCCUAACAUGUGUGAAGAAAAACCAUUCACGCUAUUUUAAUGUGAAAUUCCAUUUUAAUGCAUAUAUUGACUAUGCACUGAAGAUCCUCAAGUAAAACAAUGAUUUAUUUUUUCUCCUUUGGCUAAGUAGUUCAGUACUGCCUUAGGAACAAUUGAAAGUGCUUUAGAGGAAUUAAAAUAAAAUGUGCAUUCUGAGAAGACAUGAAUGCAGUAUUUUUACAGAUGUGUUCAAUAACUAUUUACUUAUUUCAAACUUUUCAUAUUCAAAGGGAAUCUUAUUUGUUCUGUUUUGCAGUGACUAAAUAAUUGCAGGUUUUUUCUGCAUUGUAUAAUCAUCAAAUAAAUUACUGACAUCAGAGUUAGUUAACGGAUUCUAGCGUAGUGGUUGGUUUGAGUUCACGUUUCUACUCUUAUGCUUCAGCUAGAAACAGACUUAAAUGCCACGCCUCUGCAGGGCAUUAAUGAUGCAAUAUUUAAAUUACAAAACUUUGCUGUUCUGCUUGCUCUGCUUUUUCAGAGCAAUUAUUUUUCUAAAACUAGUGUCAUUUCUUAUUUUCUCUCUCCCAAUUAUGUUUUGUCUCCUUUGUUUGAAGCUGCGGGGUUGAAUGGUAUUUUUGUGUACAGUAAAGAUAUGUAUAUGCAGAUUGCCUAGCUUUUUUUGCCUGGUUGGGGUUGUAUAAUUAAAGAAAUUUGUGAGUAUGCAUUGCCUUAACAAUGCUAAUAAACAAACCUGUUUUGA
This is a messenger RNA of Bombina bombina (fire-bellied toad), 2269 nucleotides long. RefSeq names its product lysosomal associated membrane protein 1 (gene LAMP1). Lineage: Eukaryota; Metazoa; Chordata; Amphibia; Anura; Bombinatoridae. The transcript is spliced from 9 exons. Gene Ontology annotation, cellular component: membrane. The coding region runs from base 173 to 1432 and encodes 419 amino acids. The record is from RefSeq and is a predicted model, not a curated record.